AUGCCUCAAAGACAAUCUGCCAAGGUGAGCCGGCGGACAUUCGCGACGACGCCAACAAGGCGGUCAGCCCAAAGCGAAGACGCUCCCUCGAUUCCACCACCUCUCAAGGGCAUUCGCAUCGUCGACCUCACUCGAGUACUCGCUGGUCCCUACGCUACCAUGCUACUCGCCGACCUGGGAGCAGACGUCAUCAAAGUCGAGCAUCCAAAAGGAGGUGACGAUACGCGAGCGUGGCUUCCUCCCUUCGCGCAGCCUCCGACCGGCAAAGAUGCACUCAAGCCGCCAGUGGGCAAGGAAGAUUAUUGGGCAUCCCUGCCUCCGGAAUCGGCUUACUUUCUCAGCGUCAACCGCUCCAAGCGAUCCAUCACGGUCGACCUCAAGUCGCCGGCGGGCAAAAAGAUCAUCUACGACCUCGUCGCGAAAGCGGAUGUUGUCGUCGAGAACUACCUCCCUGGCAAACUGGCCAGUAUGGGACUGGGCUACGAGGACCUGAAAAAGGUCAAGCCGGACAUCAUCUAUGCCAGUCUCACAGGCUACGGUCAGACCGGCUCGUAUCGCGACAAGGCAGGCUACGAUGUGAUCAUCGCAGCUGACGCAGGUCUGAUGCACAUCACGGGCGAAGCGGAUCGUCCUCCAGUCAAGAUCGGAGUCGCUAUGACGGACCUCACCACGGGGCUGUACGUGCACGGUGCUAUCAUGGCCGCGCUUCUGGGUCGUGCUCAGACGGGCAAAGGCGUCCACAUCGACGCGAGCCUGUUCGAGUCGCAGAUCGCAUCGCUGGCCAACAUCGCAUCCAACUACCUCAUCGCCGGCCAGGAAGCAGGACGACACGGUGACAAGCACCCCUCCAUCGUACCCUACCAGACCUUCCAGGCUAAAGACGGCAGGAUCAUGCUCGGCGCGGGUAACGAUGGCCAAUUCAAGUUCCUCUGCAAGCUGCUCGACCGACCGGAUCUCUCCUCCGACGUCAAGUACGCCACCAACGCCGCCCGCGUCGCCCAUCGCGAUACGCUCAUUCCGCUCAUCGACGAGCUGCUGCAGAAGAAGACGGUGCAGGAGUGGUGCGACCUCAUCAACGGCAAGAUCCCCGCUGCGCCGAUUCGCAAUAUCAAGGGCACGUUCGACGAGCAUCCGCAGAGUAAGGACAGGAAGGUGGUUGCCGAGGUGGAGCACCCAAGAGCGGGCAAGAUCAAGAUCGUCGCUCCAGCAGUGAGGUAUGGUGAGGGAAAGAUGAAGAUCACCAGGCCCCCACCGGUGUUAGGCCAGCACACGGAUGAGGUGCUGAUGGAGGAGUUGGGGUUGUCGCAGGGUGAGGUGGAGGAGUUGCGCAAGUCGGGGGCUAUUGGGCAGUGA
Messenger RNA from Kalmanozyma brasiliensis GHG001, 1353 nucleotides. RefSeq names its product CoA-transferase family III. Bases 1 to 1353 code for a protein of 450 amino acids. The record is from RefSeq and is a predicted model, not a curated record. Lineage: Eukaryota; Fungi; Basidiomycota; Ustilaginomycetes; Ustilaginales. Gene Ontology annotation, molecular function: catalytic activity. The transcript has a single exon.